Messenger RNA from Drosophila nasuta, 2321 nucleotides. It is a transcript of the gene slow, whose product is annotated as epidermal growth factor-like protein slowdown. Gene Ontology annotation, cellular component: extracellular region; cell surface. The record is from RefSeq and is a predicted model, not a curated record. The coding region runs from base 395 to 1945 and encodes 516 amino acids. NCBI's taxonomy places the organism in Eukaryota, Metazoa, Arthropoda, Insecta, Diptera, Drosophilidae. Gene Ontology annotation, biological process: anatomical structure development. Gene Ontology annotation, molecular function: signaling receptor binding; calcium ion binding. The transcript is spliced from 5 exons.
AAAUUCAAUUUUAUUGUGGUCUAGAUCAAAUAUCACACAAUAUACACGUCGUAUACGUGAUCAGUGAUCGGUGUUUUGAAUUGCAAUAAUAAUCAAGUAUUAUUUUUGGCAUACGGAAGCAGCUUUAAUCUCCUUCUUUCACGGAAUGUUUAUAAAUAUAUAAAUUAAAUGAAGAUCAGCAUUUUGCCGCUUAUCUGUUUAAUGUCAGCGUGAAGAAUUUAUUACCAAUUUAUUGUUUUGUGAUUGCAAUAAUUUGACAUAAUUAUUGAUGCAUUUUUGAUUUAUUUACGAAACGACACAUUUAUAAAUACUACAUCUAAAAAUCGGACAAUCCUCCAGCCUUGAGAGAGCUUGACCAACAACAACAACAACAACAACGCUUCAAGUGGACACAAUGACGCAGUGCAGUUCAAUGUGCGGCACGAUGUUGCUGUUGCUGUGCGGCACCGUGUUGCUGCUGGCCACAACAACGGUAGCAACAGGUAGCCAGAGUCACAACAUCACCAACAGCAGCAGCAGCAGCAGCAAUCACAAUGCGACAACACGCUUGCAUAGCCAUCGCGUGCAUCGACAGCAUCGUCAUCGCAAGUUGCAACAUCACAACGUCAAGUCCGAGGUGGAGUUGCUGCCGGGCGCGACAAUGCCACCGAUGACACCGCGUGCCAAUGUGGCAACCACACGAUUGCGUCGCCUCCAUCAGCCGCACAAUCCCUAUAACAAGGUGUUGACACGCCGCCUCCAUCAGCAUCAAGGUGCAUCGGUUGCUGCUCGACCCUCCGAAUGGGACUACAACACCUACAACAUCUACACGAAUACGUUUGGACCACCGCCACCGCCUGUGCCACAGCAUGCGGGCAAGGGGGAGGACAACACCCAGGAUGUGGAGUUCAUUGGCGUCACGGGGCGUGGGCGGGGCUACGAGUAUGUGCCACCGCUGACCACAGCAGCACCGCCGCCGAAUCUCAAUCGUCGCUCACCCAACCUGGGCAUGGGCACGGUGCCGCCUUUGGUGCCAGCGCGACGUGGCUACAGCUUCACAACGUCGGCGCCGAGCACGACGUCGAGUCCCAGCGAGGAUCCCAUUGAGACGAACACAAUUGGUCGCAAUUAUCCCACUGAUGCCAAGGAGAUGGAGCGUCGCCACAUUUGCGUGCAACAGCGUACGAUCACGAUGCCGGUGAAGACAACGGAGGUGUACACGCGACCCAUCUGGAAACACAUAAGCACACCUUGUGAUCCGCCCACGCGUCCCGGGCAAAUGUGCACGCGAGUCCAUCUGGUGCACGAGCAGGCCUACAGGGAUGUCAUCAAGCACAAGGCAGCGCAGCAGAUGACCUACGACUGCUGUGCUGGAUGGAGCAGGGAAUCACCGCACUCGGAUGCGUGCAUGAAACCUAUUUGCACCACGCGCUGCCACAACGGCGGCAACUGCACGGCGCCGCAGACUUGCAGCUGCCCCACAGGAUUCACGGGUCGCUAUUGCGAACAGGAUGUGAACGAGUGCGAGACGGAGAAGCCCUGCGAUCAGCACUGUGUGAACACACAAGGCUCCUACUAUUGUCGCUGCCGGCAAGGAUUCGUCCUGCAGGCGGAUAAGCAGAGUUGCCGCAAGACAUCGGCGCAUGCUGAUGAUGCGUUUGAGGCGCGUGAUCUAGAGAAUGAUAUCGAUGAUACGGAUGCGGAGGUGGCAACGCGACUGCAGAAGAUCGAACGCUCGCUGGCCAAUGAGCGAGUGCACACGAAUGAGUUGCAAAAAUCCUUACAAGCCACCUACAGCGUGGUGGAUACUCUAAAAAGCAGGCUGAGCACAUUGGAAAAGCAAUCCAUGGAUGUGAGUCGCAUGCAGACGAAUCUUUACAAAACAGAAUCACGCACCAACAAGCUGGAAGGCAUGUUGAAUCUGCUGAUGAAAUGUCGAAAUGGUCCCAAUGCCAAUUGCCCCUAGAAUUUCUUAAAAAUGGGAUCAACUGCCAGCGGCAACACAGAACUGCAUUUUAACGCUAGCAAUAUACAAGUUUAGUUUAAUUUAAACGUAUCAUAUUUUUUUGUUCGUGUAUACCACAGCUGCUCCUGCUUGUAAGCCAUUCCCGAACGCAAGUGCCUCCGUAGUUUAUAAACAAAAACAACAAAACAGAGAAAAACAAUCUUCAACGUAGUACUUAAGCGAACGUGUCAUAAAUGUUUUGUAUUAAAAAAAAACAAACGAAUGCUCUAGUUUUUAAGCCCACCAUUUGCUACUUACGUGUAUGUGUCUAGUAUUUGCAUGUAUUUGUAUAUAAUAUAUAUGAGAAAAAUAGUGCACCAAUAAAUACAUAUUGUAU